Molecule: messenger RNA, 1845 nt
Organism: Haliaeetus leucocephalus (bald eagle)
Lineage: Eukaryota; Metazoa; Chordata; Aves; Accipitriformes; Accipitridae
Product: chromosome unknown open reading frame, human C1orf159
Exons: 10
Coding region: 1-765 (254 amino acids)
Source: RefSeq, a predicted model, not a curated record
AUGUGGAUCAAGCAUGAUGUAGCACCUUUUAGUUUAUCCAAACAAUUUCAUCAACCACAGUCUGCCAUAGCCAGAACCUUCCCCUCUGCAGCUGGAGGGAAAAUUCUGAAUGUCUCAAAUUUGUAUCUUGAACCAAGACCUGUGUCUUUCCUGGGCAUGGAGGUGCCAUAUGUCCUUCUCUUAACUAGACUCGUAGCAGAAGUUACCAGCAAAUCUACUGAAAGUUCGGUUUCGGAAACAGAAUGCUGUGUGGAUAUGUUGGAUUCAAACAGUUCCUGUCCAGUAACGAACCAGUGCAGUCCAGGUUGUUACAGACGAUGGAAUGAGGAUGGUAGUAGCAGCUGCAUUAAAUGCAAAAAUGAAACCCUUCCUGUUUUAUCUAUUUACAAUCUGACUGAAUGCAGAAAUACUGGUAUCAGAGGAAUGAAUUUCCAAAUGAAUGUAAGCACCGUAACUCCUUUCAUACAGAACAUAGGGGGCCCAGAAGUGGCAGCCUCUCUCAUCUUAGGGACAUUUUUCAUCAGUUUAUUCCUGAUUCUGUCUGUUGCUUCUUUCUUCUACCUCAAACGUGCCAAUAAACUUCCUAAUGUUUUCUACAGAAGAAACAAAGCAUCUGUUCUCCAGCCUAGUGAAACAGCAUCCAUGAUACCUCCCCCAGCUUCUUCAGUUCGGAAGCCACGAUAUGUCAGACGAGAACGGUCACUAGUGACGUCUGCAUCUGCUGCUAUGAUCUCUUCUUCUGAAACCAGGGUCAGCAAUGUUUAGCCUUCAUUCUUGACUGAGGACUUGAUAAGUGUACACAGUGUCGAAGAAACUUUUUCUGAAUCCACUGAAGUGCCAGGAAAACAUCGCAAGCAGCUGACCUAAAUGGAAGCCAAAUUACUGUCUCAAAGGGUUUGUGCCAAAUGUUAACAGAGAAAUGAACUAAUGCAAAGAUACUGAUGGCAGGCUACAUCCAGUUCGGUGAACUGCUUUGGUGAUCUUGAAAUGCACUAUUCCAGCUCUGUGGUUUCAUUUGUCUCCUACAGAUGCUGUGUUUAAAAUCUUUAAAUAAUCUGCCUUUCUUUGGUACACUUUCAGUUUUGGCAAGUUCUUCCUGUGUUGUGAUGUGUUCUGUGUCCCCAGAGCUGAAUGUCUCAGUGCUGCAGGCCAACACAAAACACUGAGAUUACUCAAGGAUGUGGACUUGUUUGAAGGACCCACUUGUAAAUGCUACUAACACUAAGUGCCACUGCUUUUAACGUUGUAGGACAAUAUAACAAUACUUAACAUGCAGUAUCCUUUUGAAGCAAAAAAUGAUGCCUCCUGGAGCAUCCUCUUCAGCCUAUGACAUAGCUGACCCUGGUUUUUAACUGUGAAUAUAGACCCGCUAUCCAGAUACUGUUGUUCUUGGUGCUUUUGAAGGCUGUGGACAGUAUAGGUCCAAUCCCAAGUGUGGGAAUUUGUUGGGAAGCUUUUCCAAUUGGCUUCAGCUUCGUCCUUGGAUAAAGAGCCAUUUGCUAUGGCUUUAUAACUGAUAGGCUGCUAUGUCUGUCCUGCAAAGACUGUCUCUGCUAGCACUCUUCCCUUAACGUAACAGUUGAAAGGAAACCAAAAUUCCUGCAGAGUAGCUGUGCAUCCGUUGGGCAUGUCAGUGGGUAUUGAGAUGAUCUGGAGAGGUCAGGUGAAUUUCUGCCAAUGCAAUAAGGGGUUUCUUUGGUCAAGCCCUUGAUUAACAGGCCUGACAUCUGCAGGCCAGCACCUUAUGACAGAGCUCGACAAGUAUUUCGUAGUUGAAAGUGCCAGCCUAAAUAGCCCUCACUCUUGGAUGCUUGUUCUUGCCCAUCUUAUGCCAGCUGUGUGGCU